AUGGAUGAACAUCGCACCGUUGCUCUACACUAUGGGCACGUGGGGAGAGCCACCUAUUUACCAGAGACGCGGUCCUGGACCUUUACUCGCCAAUUCAGACAGCCUCCGCUACUCGUCGAUACUGGGAACACACGAACAACGGUACUCUCGCCUGUGAAACCAGCUCAACCACAACAGCACAUCAACCCUCGUCUAGCCUCAGAACAUAACCUAAUCCCCAAAACGCUCCCUGAGUUUGCAGCAAACUGGUCCUCGCUCUGGAAUGAUACGCUUUCGAGAACAAUCACAAAUACCGCUGAGCGUUACGACCCACUGGUCUCUACACUCCUUGCUUUGGGAGAAGCGAAAAUUACAGACCAAGCGUCGCGCAUUCGCAUGGAAGUUGUCGCAGCAGUGACCGGAGAGUGCGGGAACACAAUUUCAUUUCGAACCCUGGGAAAACAUGUUGACACGCUAGAUCAGGAUGUAUCUCCAUUGAUCGUUCCUUCCAUUGCUGAUGAUUCCAUUGGUGAUGAGGAAGUCACUGAAUGGUCGAGACACGGGGCUCCUAUUCAACAGAUCUGCUUUUCACGAUCACUGGAGAAGUCUUGUUGGAUGGCUGCCCGUCUACCUCAAUCAACUGUGAUUUUCCGCCCCCGCUAUUAUCGACGUACAACACAUCCGGUGUACAUGCCAGAGGAUGAUCUUGCAACAUGCGCUGCAAAGCCGCGAAAUUCUACCCUGGACCCAAACCCAGUGGUGGAGAUACUAAUCACACAUACCGGCAAUUUACCGCAUGCCGACGUGACAUUCAACCCUUGGUAUCCUCGUCAAUUCGCCAUUAUCGACAUCCAGGGGAACUGGAGUACGUGGGAAGUUUAUGAAAGUCCAAGCUGGCCUGCCCGCUGUCUCAAGAGAGGAUCGUUGCCAUGGAUGGACGGCUCCCAUAAAACUCAAACCCCAGAUGGUCCUCGCUACGAUGGCUGGGCAUCUAUUGAGUGGAUUGCAGACUAUUCGACCAUAGUGGUAUCCGACCGGCGCCAUGUUAUGCUUUAUAGUAUUGGGGGGAAACAGAUCCGAUCCACUUCAGUUGAAUUGGACUUGUUUAAGAAAUCAGAGUGGGUUCUUGAUGUGCAGAGAAGCCCUCAGAACCUAUCCCACUUCUUUGUUCUCACAACCACCCGCCUAUUCUGGUUCGACCUCGCAACGGCGCCUUUCAACGAGACGGGAGUGCGGCCACCAUUGUUCCCCCGUUUGACCUGGCGUCAUUUCCGGGAUCCCGAGGACACAACGUUGCGCUUCAGCGAUCUGCAAAUGAAUGGCAAUCUGUAUCUUAUCCUUUACUCUCGUCUUUCCUCCAUUGUACAGAUUUUUCAAGCUCCUUCUCUCGAUGAAGAGACAAAUACUUUUUCCAUUCCCGACGUCGUCCGACUCGAUGUUCCAUCUGCUGCAGGAACUUCUCCUCUCGGAGCGAGCUCACGUUACUCGACAUUCGUUUUUCGGCAAGUCAACUAUAUGGUUGCUCCGGUGCAAAGCCCGGAAGUCGCAAAGUACAGGAACGACUUAACUCUCGUUAAGGUAUUCUGGACCGAUACGUCGUCGUCUUCGGCUGUCCACGAAGCAUUAUUCAGGGGUCCAAACAUCAAAGCAGACAAGUAUGACGUGACUUACCUCCCAGUUCGCGAAGGCAAUUUCCUGUGCCUGAGGUCGAUGGUGCACCCUCAUCGUAUGCCCAAAAGUGAGGUUGAAGGCGAUGAUUUCGUGGUUGGUGACUGGGAUGAGUCUACACACGCUCCCCCGCGUACCGGAAACUGGCAGCGCGGCGCAGUCUGGCGCAAUAGCCACGCAGGUGCCGAUGACCAGUUCCAAAGGACCAUGGACUGGAGACCUCUCUAUGACAUUGUACUGGUACGUUUAAAUGGCGAUGCAAACCAGGGUGCAUCUAAAGAGAUUCAACCUCGAAAUACUCUCAGCAGAAUGGUUGAAGAGCUUGCCAACAAGACACUCAAGACACUUGCAGACUGGUACGUGAGUGAGACAAUGGUUGAGCUGUGUACAGCUCGAUCUGUACUGGAUGAUAUCGACGAGGGGGCUCAGGAUCUCGCGCGGCUGGUUUCUACCGCUUUGCCCAAGUCUCCGGAUCCCAAGGCCGAAUAUCGGUUCAUGAUUCUACCUCUUCAUUUCUCUAAGCUGUUCCAUGGCAUGCCCAUCAUCCAACCAGGGAGACAUUCGGAUAUGGAUUACUUGGGAAUCUAUGAGCAGCUAGUUGCAGACUGGGUGACUAGUCUUCCCCAUGGUCCGGAUGGCAUACACAGCCAAACCCGUGUGUUCAAAGAGAAAAUGAUUCGUGGAAUUGCGCUCGAUCUCUUUUUGGCACGCCUUGUCCGAAUUUCAAACACGCCUGGUGUUGGGAAUCUGCCCCAGGCCACUGAAUUGCUGGCUCAGGAUCAAUUGGCACCGACGCCCGCCACCUUAUCGCAAGACACCGUGACCUCAUUGCUGUCCUCGCAGCCUCCUAGCAGUCAAAUCGCACCCAACCAGAGAACGCCGACACCGCAGAGCCGCUCUCGGGCAUCUUCAGCUGGGACAUCGGACGACAAACCCUACAGCAGCCUCGCAGCGUUCACAACGUUUCAAGAGCAACGCCCGCUGCCCCGGAAAGUAGCCAAUCUACUCUCCGAAUGGCAGCCUGGUGUUGACCCGUCGACCUACGAAUGGCAGAAGACAUCGGAGAUGCUGGAGAACGAGGAAUUCAAACGGGCUUCACGCUCCGCCACGCCUAGUCAGCGAUUGCGUCGGAAACGAUCACGCUCCCAGUCAGUCGCUGGUUCACAAGCCUUAGGCCUGUCCCCGGCCCCCGCUGCGCCUAUACUCCGGACAUGGGGCAGUCAGCCCGAUAAUGCGCCUUCACUGCCGUUUACCAGCAGUCAGCCGACAGUGGACGAAACACCCAUGACCCAGGCUGAGCGGGGCCAGUUUGGUGCGCGCGAGGGCAGCAAGGCCCUGAAGGCAAAAAAGAAGCGGCGAGCAGCCGGGUUUUAG
Penicillium argentinense is the source of this 3021-nucleotide messenger RNA. RefSeq lists its product as uncharacterized. Gene Ontology annotation, molecular function: RNA polymerase I transcription regulatory region sequence-specific DNA binding; RNA polymerase I general transcription initiation factor binding. The transcript is spliced from 3 exons. Lineage: Eukaryota; Fungi; Ascomycota; Eurotiomycetes; Eurotiales; Aspergillaceae. Bases 1 to 3021 code for a protein of 1006 amino acids. The record is from RefSeq and is a predicted model, not a curated record. Gene Ontology annotation, cellular component: RNA polymerase I core factor complex. Gene Ontology annotation, biological process: nucleolar large rRNA transcription by RNA polymerase I.